CCACAAUCACAGGAACAAAUUAGGCAUGAUUAAUAACACCAUUAUUUUAAGAGCACAUUUUUAACCCACUUAAUCUUGUGUGGAAAUGUGAUCAUUAUGUCCGUUCUGAUAGAUUACUACUCGCAUUCCUUCUCCUUCACACUGUGAUUAUUACUCUGUUACUUUGAUGCUGACAGCCACACUAACUAAAGCAGUUUCCUCUCUGUCUUUUCAGGAUCGAUCGAUCUAGCUUAGUGGUAACUAAAGUAGCUUUGCUUCCACCGUUCACAUCUACCAGCUCGUAAUCUCAGAGAUUGACCACUUUUCCGCCAUUAUUAAACCCGAUUGAUUGGUGUUACUCACUAGUCUGUUCUUGCAACUCAUGGAGACCGCCGCCGCCGCCGCCGUAGCAGAGCACGUCAUUCUCACCGUCGACGUCGACCACCACCACGAUCAACCUAACCACACCAACAAAAAGACCAAACAACCACCGCCGCCGCCUUCGCCGUCGAAAACCCUCCACCGUCUCAACUUCUCCAAACCCAGAUCCCGCUUCUCCGAGCCCACCACUCCCACUGCCCGCACCUACAUUACCCAUCCUUCCUCCGACGAAUCCGAAUCCGAGGAAGACGAGGAUUUCGAUCCAGCCAACGGCGACGACGAGGACCCAAAACGACGCCGCUCAAGGAAGUACUCCAGGUUCAUCAAACUCAAAGCCACAAAGAGAGCGUGGACAGAGUUCAGCUUCUUCCUCGUCCUCGCUUCCUUCCUGAUCUACUCCCUCACCUUCACCCCGUUGAAGCACAAGACCGAAUUCGGCAUCGAGAUCUGGAAAUGGUGCCUGAUGGUGCUGGUACUCUUCUCGGGCCGCCUAGUCUCCGGCUGGGCCGUCGGGUUCCUCGUCUUCCUCAUCGAGCGCAACUUCAUGCUCAAGGAAAAAGUCGUCUACUUCGUCUACGGCCUAAGGAGGAGCUUCCAGAACUGCGCCUGGCUCGCCCUCGCCCUCCUCGCCUGGACCGUCAUCAUGUUCGGCGACACCGACGACGAGAAAAACGCCGCCGUUCUGAAGAAGCUGUUCCGCGGGCUCGUGGCGGUGCUCAUCGGCGCCACGCUCUGGCUCAUCAAGAUCCUUCUUGUCAAGGUCCUGGCUUCCUCAUUCCACGUGACGACAUACUUCGACCGCAUGAAGGAGAGCGUGUUCCAUCACUACAUCCUCGACGCCCUCUCCGGUCCUCCCCUGGAAGUUGCCGUUGGGGAAGCAGGACGGCGGAGUAGAGGGUGGUCGUUGAGGCCGUCGAAGUCUCUGCCACCGGAGAUCAAGGAGACGAGGCCUGCAGCAGCAGAGGCGGCGGCAGAGGUGGGGAGUAGGUGGAGGAGCAUUAGCAGCGGCGGUGGACCGAGGAGGAUUGACAUGGAGAGGCUUAAAAAGCUGAGCAUGGAGAGGAGAGCCAGCGCGUUGAGUGUGAAGAGGCUGGUCAACUACAUCAAGUCGUCGGGCCUGUCCACCAUUUCCACGGCGGUUGAUGGUUUCGGCCAGUCGGAGGAGAUUCACAGCGAGGUGGAGGCUAGAAGCUGUGGCAGGCGGAUCUUCCGAAAUGUUGCCAAGCCAGCUGCCAAGUACAUAGAAGAGGAAGAUCUGUUGAGGUUCUUGACCACGGAAGAGGUGCACACCAUAUUCCCACUCUUUGAAGGAGCUCUUGAAACCGGGAGAAUCACCAAAUCGUCGUUCAAGAACUGGGUCGUGCGUGCUUACGUGGAGAGGAAGGCGCUGGCGCAUUCCUUGAACGACACGAAAACGGCGGUCCACCAGCUGCACAAGCUGGCGAGUGCGGUAGCGAUGGUGGUGAUAGUGGUGAUGUCGCUUCUGGUGAUGGGUCUGGCCACGACCAAGGUUCUCCUCGUCGUCACGUCUCAGCUGUUGCUUGUGGGGUUCAUGUUCCAGAACACCUGCAAGACCAUGUUCGAGUCCAUCAUCUUCGUGUUUGUGAUGCACCCUUUCGAUGUUGGGGAUCGAUGUGUCAUCGACGGUGUGCAGAUGAUUGUGGAGGAGAUGAACAUUCUGACGACUGUGUUCCUGAGGUAUGACAUGGAGAAGAUAUACUACCCCAACUCUGUUCUCAUUUCCAAGCCUAUCAGCAACUUCAGAAGAAGCCCGGAUAUGGGGGAUUCGGUUGAUUUCACGAUUGAUGUCUCCACUUCGAUUGAUGAUUUCAAUGCCCUGAAGAAAGCCAUACAAACAUACAUCGAGAGCAAGCCAAAGCACUGGAAUCCAAAGCACUCGGUUGUGGUGAAGGAGAUUGAGAAUGUGGAUAAGAUGAAGCUAACUCUAGCCGUUCAGCACACCAUGAACCAUCAAAACUACGGGGAAAAGAGCAGCAGAAGAUCAGAACUCGUCUUUGAGCUCAAAAAGAUUUUCGACAACCUGGGUAUAAAGUACCAUCUCCUUCCUCAGCAGGUACAUCUCACUCAAUUGACGAAUACAAGCAACAGUGGAAGGUUGUCAAUCUAGUGUUCUCUGCAACAGAGAAGCAAUGAUGUUCCUCGCAGUAACCAACGAGUGUAUGUAGACAAACAGGUUGUUAUGUCAUGGUGUUUAUGUUCAGUUCCUAGAGAAUUAUUCACUUCUCAGGCAUAUUCUUACCAGAUGAAACUCGAUCUAUACACUGUACAAAUCGUCUGCAGCAAAGUAUUAUUAAUCCAAAACAGAAACAAAUACUGCAGCUACUUCUCAAAGCAGCACAGAUUUACAAACUGAGAUGGACUUAUGCCAGGCUCCAGAGAAAGAUUACAGACCUCUUAUCACAGAUCCCACUUCACUGUUCUUUGGGAGCAUAUAGGACAAGGGUCCUAGAACCCUCGAAGAGCACAACCAAGAACACCAACAACAUGAGACCUCUCUUAAAACAGCAUGGGCAAGAACUUCACUGCAAAUAAACCAUGAAAACAUUCAGACCUCAAUACUGGAAAUGUAAACUUAAUCUACAAAAAUAUGGAGUAUCAUUCCUGAUGAUGAUGCUCAGAGCACCAUGUGGAGUAACCAGUAUAGAAGGUGCAAACACAUAAGCUGCAAAUUAGCUAUCUCCUCUACAGUCACCGUUGCAAAGGGCAACCAGAAAUCAGAUAUUAUGUCAGGACACAUAAAUUCAAAGCAAAGACAGCUCAAGUUUCGGACUGAAUUGUACAAUCACUGUGCUAUUCAUUUAUUUCACACCAGAGCAGCAAUUGUACAAGCAGCAAAUCAGACGGAAAAACUUAUCCAUUAACAAAGUGCCAGGGCCUUC
This is a messenger RNA of Linum trigynum, 3260 nucleotides long. The record is from the annotation of a GenBank genome assembly. NCBI's taxonomy places the organism in Eukaryota, Viridiplantae, Streptophyta, Magnoliopsida, Malpighiales, Linaceae.